Messenger RNA from Acanthocheilonema viteae, 1224 nucleotides. Lineage: Eukaryota; Metazoa; Nematoda; Chromadorea; Rhabditida; Onchocercidae. The record is from the annotation of a GenBank genome assembly.
AUGGUGUCAACACAGUGGAGUUGGGAUAGCGCUCGACUAAUUGCUUUAGUUCUAAAUGCCUUAUAUGGGCUGGAAAAAUACUACAAUGAUUACUACAAGAACCUCGAUGUUGAUGGUUUAUUUGGUUUACGAAUUAUUGAAGGUCAUCUAAAAAGUAUACAGGAAAAUGUAGGUGAUGAUAUCGAUUCAGAAAUCACAAAUGAAAUAGGUAAUCUAAGCUUAAUGGCUGGCGUGAUUGCAAAUAAAGCUUUACCGUAUGUUGCCAAUCGAGAUAAGGAAUAUUUUAAUCAGUAUCAGUUUCUUCUCUAUCAUCCAUAUAGAAUGAAUUUUACACCGCAGCGUACCGAUGAAAGGUUGAGAUGGAAAGAAAAACAACUAAAAGUUAGCAAGAGUGAUAGAGAUUCUCCUCCUCCUAUUUUGCUUGCAGAAAAACAAAGCAACAGAUGUUUCACUGAAUUACUUUUGGCGAGUUCUAAUUCAAUGACGAAGACUUACAGUUGCCAUUUAAGUAAUGACUGUAUGAAGCGAAUGGUUGACCGACGGGGUUUUACGAGAUAUCAGUUGACACAUCAAAUAUUAUAUAUUGCUAUCGCUCUUCAGACUCCUUGCAAUUUUAUGCUCUCUAACUUUGUCGUUUUGACAAAGAAUCAAACAAUUACAUCUGUUCUCACAGAGUAUUGCACAAAUAUGAUUGAUGAAUUGAACAUUUUGUUACGAAAUCCAAGGAUUGCGGCUAAGCUUAAUUACGAUGAGCGAGAUUUGCUGAUGGAACAAAUUUUCACAUGUGGUCAGUUUGGUUUCGUUGAGCUUUCAUCGCUUCAUUUUUUUGCAUCUAUAUUAAGUUGGCAGAAUCCUACGUCGGGUUGUUUCAUGAAUGACAAAGGAGAUGGCAUGAUCGGUGAUGUGACUACUUCGUAUGGUAUGCGUUCAUUAUAUCCUGAUUUAUGCUCAGCACAUUCUGCAACAGUUGCCGCUGGUGCUCUUUUAGUUUUUCUUCGGUUUUUAUUGGACCGUGGACCGUGGCCUGAAUAUUAUUUAGCGGAUCAGCCGGUGGUUGUAUAUAGUAUUGCAGCGGAGGAAAAAUUUCGGCAAUUCAGUUACGGUCGUUGGGUACGUGAUUCGUUCAUUUCGUCAAUGCGUCAUGCGCGACCUCCUGAAAUUGGUUGGUCACUGGAUUUGCUUGCUUAUUUCUUGCUUGUCUGCAUCAUGUUGGGUGGCUUUAUU